Erigeron canadensis is the source of this 1392-nucleotide messenger RNA. RefSeq lists its product as uncharacterized. Lineage: Eukaryota; Viridiplantae; Streptophyta; Magnoliopsida; Asterales; Asteraceae. Gene Ontology annotation, cellular component: extracellular region. The transcript has a single exon. Bases 1 to 1392 code for a protein of 463 amino acids. The record is from RefSeq and is a predicted model, not a curated record.
AUGUCGUUUAUUCCAAGCUUUUUCGUGUUACAAACCACCCCUACGAGUCCAUAUUUGAACUGCUCGGGUACAUCAGGCAACCUGCAGUUCGAUGGGGGUUUUUCGAGUCCAGGUUCCAUGUUUGCUGUAGAGCCAUCACAAAAAAACGGUAGCGGGAGAGUGCACAUAAGAUCCACCUUAAACAACAAGUAUUGGGUCCAACAUCAAAACAGGGACGGACUGUGGGUGAUUAGUGCAAUCGCAGAUGAACCGGUGGAUGACCCAUCUGAUCCCAAAUGCACCGUUUUCGGUUAUCAGCGCAGUAGCAUGCGGGAUACAGCAUACGCAUUCACUACAUUCGCCACCAGUAAUUUUAGAUUUGUAAGUCCGAAUGCGAAUCGCUUGACCGCAAUGGCGAGCGCGCCAUUUCUUUUCCAUUUGGUUGAUUGGGAAACGCUGGCGUUGCUUCCUUCUCAAAUCUCGUUAGUAUCCGUGGAUCGAAGAGACCACUGGGCUACCGCCUGGAUGUUGAGAAGAGUUAACUACCUUUGGUUCGAUACGGGGAGGGAUAUUGGAGACCUACGUGUCGCGUUAGAAGUCAGGCCUACUCUUGAAGCAUCAACCUAUCGUAUACUUAGCCUACAUUUUGGCAGGUUUCUGCGGAAUAAUGACUGGAUAGUGGUUGAUGCGGACAAUAACAACACCACCCCGGCCACCAUAUUCGGUGUUCUGAGCCUAGGCGGUGGGGAGUUCACUAUUCGCAGUUUGUCCAACAACCGUUUCUGCACUCCAAACGGGAACACCCCUUAUUUAAGAGCUAAUAAUCUAACAAUGACAAAUCAAACACGGUUCAGAAUUUUAGAGCGCGUCCUGGAAAGGACUAUCUCAGACAUCGAUUACCGGUUACAAGACGCAAGGAUUCAUCAGGUGCAGAACUUAGAGGUUACAACCGCUUUCGCAACAAAUAACACCAACACACCAGACCAAAUGGCUGUCACCUUUACGAUCGAAGACUCUCGCACCACUACUUUUAGGAGUACUCAUUCAGUCACCCUUAGCGUAACGACAACGUUGAACGUCACCAUUAUUCCAGUUAUUCUCACGGGGACAAUCGAAACAAGAGCUGAAUAUAACUUCACGCAAGAAUGGGAGGAGACAAGAACAAGAACCACUACGAGAUCACUGGAAUACAGAGUGAUGGUGCCGCCAUUCAGCAGACGAAGGGUGACACUCGUCUGUAGGGAGGCUUCUUGUGAUGUGCCUUACAACUACACGCAACAUGACCUUCUUCCCGACGGUAGACGGGUUAGUAUUCGCAAAGACGAUGGGGUUUUUCAUGGUGUCAACACCUUCGACUUUGACGUUGAAUCCUCAGAAGGCUUCGAAGAUGCCCUCGGGAGAAUGUAUGUGUAA